This is a messenger RNA of Drosophila elegans, 1115 nucleotides long. RefSeq names its product NF-kappa-B inhibitor-interacting Ras-like protein (gene kappaB-Ras). Gene Ontology annotation, biological process: canonical NF-kappaB signal transduction. Gene Ontology annotation, molecular function: GTPase activity; GTP binding. The record is from RefSeq and is a predicted model, not a curated record. The transcript has 2 exons. The coding region runs from base 92 to 697 and encodes 201 amino acids. NCBI's taxonomy places the organism in Eukaryota, Metazoa, Arthropoda, Insecta, Diptera, Drosophilidae.
AUUUCCUUUUGAUGGCACUCGGUCACACUAGCGAACGCCCAGCGAAAGUUUUGUUUAUUUUUUUGUGGCCCUCAUUUCUCCUGGAGGAACGAUGCUAAAUGCCAAAAUCGGCAAGGUCGGCAAAGUCCUGGUGUGCGGGAUGAAGGGCGUGGGCAAGACUGCGCUCAUCGAGCAGCUGGUCUACGGCCACGUCAAUCCGGAAACGGAACUGCAUCCCACCAUCGAGGACAUAUACGUGGCCAGUGUGGACACGGGCCGAGGUGGUGCGCGCGAGACCCUGCGCAUCUACGACACGGCUGGACUGCAGGGUGAGCAGCAGCAGCUGCCACGCCACUACCUCCAGUUCCCCGAUGCCUUCGUCCUGGUCUACGAUCCCAUGGACCCGCGCAGCCUGGACAUGCUGGCCGACAUCAAGACCGACAUCGAGAAGCACAAGGAGAAGAAGGAGAUUCCCGUCGUGGUGCUGGCCAACGUGCGGGCGCGGGCGGCUCCCAAUCCGGUAGAGAAGGUCAUGGACCGCGCCAACAUCUGGUGCCAGCGGGAGCGCAUCAAGCACUACACGGUGAACGCCAUGGAGCGGCCCUCCCUCUACGAGCCCUUCACCUCGCUGUGCGCCCGCCUGCAUCCGGCGCAGACGAAGAGCACGUUCCCCCAGCUUCGCCAGGUCAUGCAGAAUCGGCAGAAGAGCGAGGCCUAGAUGACCUGAUAACCCUUUAUCAUUUAAGUUUUAAUCGUGGGCUUACCCAGAAAUCUCCGACCAUUUAAGGGCCUAAAACGUUGCGAAAAGUCACGCUAUGUGCCUACGUCUGUAUAGACUUAACUCAAAGUCUAAGAGGUCUCCGGGCCUUUGAGAUUUCUGGGACAGCUUCAACUGUUCUCGUAUUAAUCCAUUUAGUGUUUACUUGCCGUGUAUUAACCGCUUAGCGUUUGUGUGGUCUAGAGACCGAGCUGCCACUUGUACUUAUGUCUAUCUGUUUGUGAGUGUCCAAUUAUUGUAUCUAGUAUUUAUUACACCCAAAUGUCUAAUCUCAGUGGGAGAGCAUUAAGCGUAAUCUGUAUUCAGUGCUCAAUCGCAGCUCAAAUGUCGGCGUAGUGAUUAAAUUAGUGAUAAACCA